This is a messenger RNA of Oxyura jamaicensis (ruddy duck), 3487 nucleotides long. RefSeq names its product niban apoptosis regulator 2 (gene NIBAN2). The coding region runs from base 140 to 2770 and encodes 876 amino acids. NCBI's taxonomy places the organism in Eukaryota, Metazoa, Chordata, Aves, Anseriformes, Anatidae. The transcript is spliced from 14 exons. The record is from RefSeq and is a predicted model, not a curated record.
GGGAGGGAGUGGCCGGGGGCGGCUCCGCAGCGCCGCGGCCGCCAGAGCCGGGGCUGCUGCCAUGGGGCUCCGCAGCGCCUGAGCGCCCGCCGGGCCCCGCUCCGCACCGCGCCGCACGGCCCCGCACCGCCCCGGCGCCAUGGGCGAUGUGCUCUCCACUCACCUGGACGAGGGCCGCCGGCAGCACAUCGCAGAGAAGACCGGGAAGGUGCUGGGGGAGUUUGCCCGCUGCUACAAGGAGCAGUACGGCGUAGCGCUCUUCAACAGCGUCCGCUAUGAGAUCGAAGGCAACGGGGGGCCGCAGGCACAGCUGCUGCACCGCAAGGUCCCGCUGGAGGACCACGUCAUCUACUCGGGCAACCUCUUUCAGUACAUCGAGGAGAACAAGAAGUGGAGGAACCGCUUCUGCGUGGUGCCGCACAACUACGGCUUGGUGCUCUACGAGAACAAACUGGCUUACGAGCGGGAGCUGCCGCCCCGCGUGCUGAUCAACAGCGCUGGCUACAAGGUCCUCACCUCCGUGGAGCAGUACCUGGAGCUGGUGAGCAGCAGCCUGCCUGGCGUGACGCCCAAGUCGGGGAACGCCCCCAUCGUGAAGUGCCCCACGGAUUUCCCCCUGAUCCUCUGGCACCCCUACGCCCGGCACUACUACUUCUGCGUGAUGACGGGCAAGGAGCAGGAGAAGUGGGGGGCGGUUUUCCAGGACUGCGUGCGGCACUGCAACAACGGGAUCUCCGAGGACUCCAAGGUGGAGGCCCCAGCCUUCACCGACGCCGUCCGCAUGUACCGCCAGUCCAAGGAGCAGUACGGCACCUGGGACAUGCUCUGCGGCAACCAAAGCCAGGUGCUGAGUAACCUGGUGAUGGAGGAGCUGCUCCCGGAGCUGCGGAGCGCCAUCGGCCCGCGGCUCAAGGGCAAGGCUCAGGAGCGCCAGCGGACCUGGAUCCAGAUCUCGGAUGCCGUGUACAGGAUGGUCUACGAGCAGACCAAGGCCCAGUACGACGCCAUGGUGGCCAAGUGCGAAGUGGAGCGGCCCCAGAUGGAGAGCACCAUCCGCACCGACAUGGACCAGAUCAUCACCUCCAAGGAGCACCUGUCCAGCAAGAUCCGAGCCUUCGUCCUCCCCAAGGCGGAGAUCUGUGUCCGCAACCACGUGCAGCCCUACAUCUCCUCCAUCCUGGAGGCCCUGAUGACCCCCACGAGCCAGGGCUUUGCCGAGGUGCGGGAGGUGUUCUUCAAGGAGGUGACGGACAUGAACAUGAACAUCGUCAACGAGGGCGGCCUGGAGAAGCUGGUGGAGUACAUGGAGAAGCUCUCCCACCUGGCCUUCCACCCGGUGAAGAUGCAGUCGUGUUACGAGAAGAUGGACCAGCUGAAACUGGAGGGCCUCCAGCAGCGGUUCGACGUCUCCAGCACCUCUGUCUUCAAGCAGAGGGCCCAGAUCCACAUGAGACAGCAAAUGGAUGACGCCGUGUACACCUUCGAGACGCUGCUGCACCAGGAGCUGGGGAAGCUGCAGGGCAAGGACGACCUCUGCAAGUCCAUCCAGCGCAUCCUCGAGCGCGUGCUCAAGAAAUACGACUACGACAGCAGCACCGUGCGGAAAAAGUUCUUCAGGGAGGCCCUGCUGCAGAUCACCAUCCCCUUCCUGCUGAAGAAGCUGGCGCCGACCUGCAAGGGGGAGCUAGCCAAGUUCCAGGAGCUCAUCUUCGAGGACUUUGCCAGCUUCAUCCUGGUGGAGAACACAUACGAGGAGGUGGUGCUGCAGUCGGUGAUGAAAGACAUCAUGCAAGCUGUGAAGGAGGCGGCGGUGCAGCGGAAGCACAACCUGUACCGUGACAGCAUGGUGAUGCACAACAGCGAUCCCAACCUGCACCUCCUGGGCGAGGGCAUCCCCAUCGACUGGGCUGAGGAGCACGGCGGGCAGCCCGAGGCCGAGCCGGCCGCCGACAAGCGCCGCAGGGCCAAGCAGGUGGUGUCGGUGAUCCAGGACGACGAGGGGGCCCUGCCCUACGAGGCGGGUGCCGAGGCGCUGCUGCCCCCCAGCUCCCCAGAGCCGCAGGAGCUGGAGCCCACGGUGCCACCAGGGUCCCCAGGCGGGGUGGUGGAGAUCAGGGAGAUGCCGGCGGAGGAGAGCGUGGAGGAAGCUGCCGGCGGCCAGGCUGAGGAGCGGCUGACGAACGGUACCCACGCCACGCGGCAGAGAGGGGCCACCGAGGAGGUGGUGGCAGCGGGGUCUGCACCGGGAGACGGCCCCCCGCGGGGUCCGGCCAGCGAUGGCGAUGGGGUGCGCCGUGACGCACCGGUGUCACCCGCAUCUGGGGCUGGGGAGCCAUCGGGAGAUAAGGUGCACCACCCCACAGCACCAUCACCUGCACCUAGAGCUGAGGUCCCAUCAAGAGAUAAGGUGCACCACCCCCCAGCAUCCCCUACAUCUGGAGCUGCAAUCCCAUCAGGAGAUAAGGAGCACCACCCCACAGCACCAUCACCCGCACCUAGAGCCGAGGCCCCGUCAGGAGAUGAAGCGUGCCACCCCACAGCACCACCACCUGCACCCAGAGCCGAGGCCCCGUCAGGAGAUGAGGUGCAGCACCCCACAGCAUCACCUGCGCCCGGAGCCGCGGUCCCGUCACCGCCCGCCGGGACGGAUUGCCACCAGCCCAGUGACAAGGAGACGGGCGAGGAGGUGGCCCCCCCGGUGGCUUGCAGCCCCCCGCAGCCCGUGGGCACGACGGAGAGCGUUGUCGAGGGGGUGCAGACUGAGUUCUAGCCCCGUGCCUGCCGUGGACUGGUCCUGGGGCUGCCGGGGCUGGAGCGGCGCUGCGGGAGAGGGAGGGGAUGGGAACACCGAGGGCACCCGACGGGGGGAGUCCUGCUGCUGCGCGGCUGGCCGCCACCCGGGGGGGAUGGCUGGGGCCGGGCUCAGCACAGGGCACCCGCUGCACUCUGCUCUGUCCUUCUUCUGCCUUAUUUCCUUCUUUUCUACUGGAGAGAUGCUUUAUCUGCCUCCCCUCCGGCCGAGCUCACGUGCCUGGGGUUGUCUGGGGGGGGUUGGAGCCCUGCUGCCUGUGGGAUGUUCCCAGCUGCUGACCCCUGGCAGUGGGGACCGUCCCCUGCCCGCAUCCGUGGGGUUUUCCUGGGAGCCUCCCCAGGGGGAGCAUCCCCCAGGUGGCCUCGUGCCGCCACCAGCACCAAGGGGAGUGAGGGCUGCAGGGGCGGGUGGGCAAAAAUGGGACGGUGAGGGCUGGGGGUGCCGCAGCUCUGCGCAGCGGUGAAGGGCGAGAUGAGGCCAGGAGCACGGGGAUGUGUGGGGCAGGAGGAGUAUGGCGUGGGGGUGCUGGCACAACAGCUGCUGGCCCUUUGGGGGCGAGGUGUGGGGCUGCCUGCGGCCCCCAGGCUGCUCCGCACCCACCCCGGGGCUGCCGUCACCCCAUGCCCAGGCUCGGCUUAGGGAAAGCUUUUUGGAGGGGAGGUGGCAGCGGGGGGA